AUGACGGUAUAUCACAUUGCUCUCCUACGCCUCAAACCCGAAGCGUCCCGAAGCCAACUUGAGGAGUGGUCACAAAAAGCUAAGUCCAUGGUUUCUAAAGUCCCUGGUUUGUCUCUCCAUAUAAAUCAGCCCUUGCCGCUAUCUGUUUCUAGAUGCGAAGGAUUUGAUAUGGGCAUGGUGGCAGUUUUGCUGUCUGCAGAUAAUAUUGAAGGAUAUAUAACUGAUCCUUCACAUUUAGAAGUCCAAAGGCUGAGAGAAGAGUUAUUUAAGGAUGCUCUUGUCUAUGACCUGGAAUUUUGA
Molecule: messenger RNA, 300 nt
Organism: Talaromyces proteolyticus
Lineage: Eukaryota; Fungi; Ascomycota; Eurotiomycetes; Eurotiales; Trichocomaceae
Product: stress responsive A/B barrel domain protein
Exons: 4
Coding region: 1-300 (99 amino acids)
Source: RefSeq, a predicted model, not a curated record